AGUUUCGACUCGACUCAUCAAUACUAAAUUUAAUCAUUUAUCUUCAAUAUUUUCUCGACAUAUCUCUUAAUUUUUCGCAUAUUCACUAUAUCAAACAUCUCGCACGUUCUUACUGGACAUCUCUUCUUUGUACAUCUAAACCACCUCAGCCUCAUUUCCCUGGUCUUGUCCAGCAUAAAGAUCACUCUUUUAACUUAUUUCAAACUUAAUUUGAUCUCUUUGUAAUAUACUCACACAUUCAUCUCAGUAUCUCUUUCAAACAUAUUAAACGAUCUCAACCUCAAUUUAUCAAAUAUUGUCCACAACGGAAGCCAAUCAUUAUCAACAUUUCAUUUAUAAAUUUUCUUCCAUUGAGGUGAGUGGCAUUGCAGUGUAGAUGGAUCGAUCGAAGCACGUAGAUGGUUAUGGUUUAGAAGCUUCACUCAUUCAAAUCAUCAACUCCCACAAUUCUUCCUCUCUCAACCUCCGUCAAUCCACCGAGAAGGCAAAGAAGGAUGCAAUUCGCAGUGCGACACGGGUUUCGGAGCUGCUAGUGGACUCUGUGAAUAAAGAAGUGCAAGAAGCUUUUGUAAUGCAAAAGAGAAUCGAAAUGGAAAUUCGUGCUUUGGCUGCAAGUAUUUUGCAAUUUGGAAAGCAAACUGAUCAGUGGCUUGCUGCUUCACACUCCAUCAAUACUGCAAUUAAGGAAAUUGGAGACUUCGAGAAUUGGAUGAAAACUAUGGAGUUUGAUUGUAAAAGUAUUAAUGCUGCAAUCUGCAAUAUCCACCAAGAAUAACGUUUGAACCUGAAUUAACAAAGGCAUGUGGUUUGUAUCUAGUUAUUUAUACCCCAGUGGGGUCUCCAGUCCGAGGAGAGGAGAGGAGAGGAGAGUAGAGUGUAUGUAGAUCAUACCCCUAUUAGAGAGGCCUUUGGCGCAGUGUACAGAAUAUUCUUUUUGCAUGAAUGAUAUGAAAUUGCAUUUAUUUCUUUACGACGACUUGUAUUCUGCAUAAUUUUUACCAGUUCCUUAAGGAUUUAUUUCUAUACUAUCUGCAUACUUGGAACAGCAA
Molecule: messenger RNA, 1049 nt
Organism: Capsicum annuum
Lineage: Eukaryota; Viridiplantae; Streptophyta; Magnoliopsida; Solanales; Solanaceae
Product: biogenesis of lysosome-related organelles complex 1 subunit 1
Exons: 3
Coding region: 377-775 (132 amino acids)
Biological process (GO): endosomal transport
Cellular component (GO): BLOC-1 complex
Source: RefSeq, a predicted model, not a curated record